Messenger RNA from Peromyscus leucopus (white-footed mouse), 920 nucleotides. RefSeq names its product BLOC-1 related complex subunit 8 (gene Borcs8). NCBI's taxonomy places the organism in Eukaryota, Metazoa, Chordata, Mammalia, Rodentia, Cricetidae. The record is from RefSeq and is a predicted model, not a curated record. The coding region runs from base 346 to 705 and encodes 119 amino acids. Gene Ontology annotation, cellular component: BORC complex. The transcript has 6 exons.
CCAGUCGGCGCCACCUGCGGGCGGAGCGCGGGGCUCCAGGGGCGGAGACAGUGAGGGACCUGGCGGAGGUCAAGGGGCCGGGUUCAUUAGUGCCUCCCGGUCCGAGGGACGUCAGCGUGUGCAGGGACGCGGUACCCCGGAGCGUCGGGAAGGCUCCACCCUGCCCACGCACGCGCGGGGUCGCCGCCCUCCAUCUCCAGUCUGAACAAACGCUGGAGGGGUCAGCGAGCCCGACGCCAGACCUGCAGGCCUGCGGCGGCUGUUCCAACCCGGAAAGUUUAGGCAGACGUCCCGGUCUCCCGACUUCCGGUUCCGGUUUUGGGGCCCUGUCUGGCGGCCUUCACUAUGGAAGAACCAGAGAUGCAGCUGAAGGGAAAGAAAGUCACAGACAAGUUCACCGAGAGUGUCUAUGUCCUGGCCAACGAGCCGUCCGUGGCCCUGUACCGGCUACAGGAACAUGUGCGCCGCUCACUGCCAGAGCUGGCCCAGCACAAGGCUGACAUGCAGAGGUGGGAGGAGCAGAGCCAAGGUGCCAUAUACACCGUGGAGUACGCCUGCAGUGCUGUGAAGAGCCUAGUGGACAGCAGUGUGUAUUUCCGUAGUGUGGAAGGCCUGCUCAAACAGGCCAUCAGCAUCCGGGACCACAUGAACACCAGCGCUCAGGGCCACAGCCAGGAGAAACCUUCCCCUCCUUCUGUGGCCUGACCCUGACCCCGGAAGACUCUCAGGGCCACCGACUUCCCCACCCAGGGUUCUGGGCACUCACGGCUGUCACCACCACCACCACCACAGGAGAUGGGCAGUUCUUCACUCGAGAAUCCCAUGGGGCAUCUGGGAGGACCCGAAGCUAGAAGGGCUCCCAGGUGUGUGCCUGUGAUCCUGUCAGCCCUGGUGCAUCCUGCCCAUACCCAGCCCACACC